This is a messenger RNA of Plasmodium inui San Antonio 1, 2634 nucleotides long. RefSeq lists its product as hypothetical. NCBI's taxonomy places the organism in Eukaryota, Apicomplexa, Aconoidasida, Haemosporida, Plasmodiidae. The coding region runs from base 1 to 2634 and encodes 877 amino acids. The record is from RefSeq and is a predicted model, not a curated record. The transcript has a single exon.
AUGACACUUCCCCAUUUACUCAUGAACCACGAGCGGGGUACCCCAAUUGCGGCGAAGCAAUAUGAUCGAGGUCCCCCCGAUGGGCACGUCGUAAAAUGCUACAACCUCCCGGAACAUAUAUGCGGAGAAGGGAUCCUUUAUUACCUCCUGGACGUACAAAAAGACGCCGGGUUUGAAAUUAAAAAAGUGCUAAGACCGGUGAAGGAAGAAACGAAUCUGUAUCCAUGGAAAGUGAUCUGCAAUGAGAAGUUUGCAUCCUUCCUUCUACAGCAGGAGAGGAUCCAAAUAUAUGAUGAUUUGAAGAGGAAUAACAGAGUUCUGGUGAGACUACCCCGCGGGAAGGAGACACACGGUGAGGAAGCAUGUACAGAUGGACUGGACAAAGGGGGUGACGUCCCACCAGACGACACAGUCGAAGAUGGGGUAGCUCCAAAAAAGGAAGAGACAAAAGGAACUAUCUUCCGUUUUAUCCAUCCUCGAAAAGACGAUGGGGAUGCAGGCGACAGUACAGGGGACCCCUCCUGUUAUAGCAGCCAUCUGGUUUCAUCGUCCCAAAGUUAUGACUUAAAUGAAGUAAAAAAAGUGAAUAGAGGGCUCAUUGACGCGGCUUCCAUCUCGAUUACCAUCGGGGAGGGGGCUCCAAGAGGGGAUGGCUCAUACUUAAGUCUUGGCCCCGAAUUUGAAAGAGACCUCGGUCAAAUUGGCAACGGGGUGCAGUACUGUUUAUAUGAAGAGUCCCUUUCUGGAGGAGAAGACCCCCGUGGUGGCGACGGUAACGGUUACGACGAUGGUGACAGUAGUGACGACAGCGAGGGUGACCUUUCAAAUGAUGGAGACAGUGACUGGUUUGGCAGCGAGUCCAGAUUUGCAACCGAUGGAGAAGGAAUCCCAAAGAGGAGAAGAGACAACCCAUGCCGAGCUGAGAAGCACCACGGGGAAGGAGACGAAGAAGUCGCGUGGACGAAGAGCCACACCAGGAUGAACAACAAACCAAGGGAGGGCCAAGACAGCGCAAAGGAGGACUCACAAGAGGAAAGAGAAAAAUACGCAGAGUCCUAUCGGAGCAGUAAUUCCAAGAAUAUAAAGCGACACAAGUGUGAAGACUAUUACCAAAGGAAGGAUUCUUUCAAAUUCAUCCGAAAUAGGAAUCAUUCCAACACAUCUGACACGAAAAGUGGAAGCGAAUUGAAGAGUUUAGUUAGCUUCUAUCGAAAUGACGACACGAGUGUGCGCAAUGGGGAGGAAGGCAUUAUCACCGGCGCUCCAAGUUGUAGUAAAAGGCACAGCAGUAUUAUGUCAUUCGAUUGGGAGAAAGAUCCCAAGGGAAGAGACACACAGGAAAAUAAAGACUGCCUCCUAGCAGACCAAAUGGAUGAGCAUACCAAAAGGAGCAGGAAAAAAAACACAUCCUAUGAUGCAAUCGAGGCCAUAAUAAAUGAACAGAGGGAGCUUUUAAGAAAAAUUAAAAAGAGGAAAAAAAUGAACAGAAGAGGUCUGAACCAUAUUAACAUUUACUUUUGUCCAGGUAGCAUAGACCAAAUAGUUAGAGACGUACGGGAGGAGGACGCAGGGGUGAGUGUACCAACGAUGGUGGAGUUCCCACUGGAGGAGAAAAGGCAAUUCCUUCUGAAUGUCUAUGGCUGGAGGAUGGAGGAUCAUCACAAGGAUCAUCACCGGGAUGAUCACCAUCAGGAUGAAGAUCUCCAACAGCCUGUUCAUAAAAUAAAGUUGAAAAGAGGCAACCAAAAUGGGGAGGGAAAAGAUCACAUAGAGGAAGGGACAGAAAUAGAGAAGGAUCCACUUGACCAGAGUUAUUACAACCAAGGGAAAGGACCAAACAGGGAUGAGGCAUCCCAAGGGGAGCAAUCCAUUCGUGAGGAUACCUCCCGUAAUGGCUUCCACGAAAAUCGCGCAAGUGUCAUCAGUGGGAGGAGCGUAGAAAGGCGCCAAGAUGGCUACGAUCCGAAGCGAGGCGGAUUGGCCAUAUGGCCCAGCCACCUAGGCUGGAAAGAAAUCUCAGAAGAAAUUAAGAGCAAGUUAUGCGUCGUCAUUAAAAACAAGCCAGCCGAAUGGAGCGAUUACGAUUUGAGGAAGUUCAUAGAGUCCCAAUUUUCAGGCACCAAUCACUUCCCCGUUUUUGAAGAUAUAUUUUUAACAAAGAAUUGUCCUAACAUAGCUACCGUUGCUUUUAAGAAUGAAAGAUUAAAAGAAAAUUUCUUGAAGUGCCAGAAGUUUAAGUUACCCUCUUCGAUCAGGCGAUAUGGAAACGAUGGCAGCUACCACCACAGCAGUAGAUACUCCAGUUUUCUAAUCCUGCAGGAAUAUAUAGUAUCUCAUAAUGGAAGCCAUCUUCAUAAUGCAAAGAAGCAGUCGGGCCAGAGAAAAGAUGGCGGCGAUUAUACCCUCCCGGAAAAGUAUAAGGGGAACCAUUCCGAGGUUGCCCCUACCCGAAUGGCGGAAUCUACAAAGGAUGACUUUUCUAGGAGUGGUAAGUACCAAAGUCGUAACUACAAAUAUGUAUCAGACAUGCGAUCAGAUGGAAGACACGCCACUAAGAACCGCCACCAUGAUAGGAGUGAGAUGAACACGAGGAUUACUCAGUACGGAAAGCAUGUCUACCACACAAGGAGUUAA